UUCAGUGCUUCAAUCCAACACAAUCUAGAGAGAGAAAGCAAGAGAGAGAGAGAGAGAGAGAGAGAGAGAGAAGAGAGGAAUGAUACCGCCGCAAUGGUCAUCUCCGUGCGGUAACCAAUGCACUCAGAAAUACGCAGCUCUAACUCAAAUUCCAUACUGAAUGGCUUAUGAUAGGGCGAGUGUUCUGCAAAAAAGGGUGUGAUGCUGAUGGAGAUUGUUUUCAAGAAUGUUUGGAUGAAUGCACUGAGAUAUGCUAUAAGGAUCCUGUCUUAAAGGACCAGCAAUGGAGUGCUUAUAUCGACCGCUCGCCUGGAUCUGAUAGUUACUCCGAGUUAUGUUUCUCGGCUUGUGUUUCCGGCUGUGGUUACAAGUUUGAGGUUCCAUCAGAGGAAGUUGUUAAAGCACGUCCGAAUAGACCGCCUAAGCCACUUCCUGCUCCAAAGCCGGCCUCACAACCGAUCGAACCCAAAGAAAAGUCUGAAGAUCUACCAAGCAUUUCUGCCUAAUGUUGAUCCAAUCAAUCCCAAACUAGAUCUUACAAUAAUUUUAACAUCUUAUCUAAGGUAGUAAGUAGGGUAAGCAUUUCGAUAGAAUGUUGCUGUUGUACUUUAGUUUGGUUUAGAGGGGUUCUCUAUUUUUUUGGGGGGGGAGAAAGAUUUGUGUUUUUCGAUCUUAGUUGGAUCCCUCGCCUUAACAUCCCGGUUUACCAGAUUUUGAUAGCUUAGAAAGCGAAACCGAAACAGAAAUUAGAUUUGUGUUUUUCGAUCUUAGUUGGAUCCCUCGCCUUAACAUCCCGGUUUACCAGAUUUUGAUAGCUUAGAAAGCGAAACCGAAACAGAAAUUAGAUUCUAAUUUAUUAAAAUGACAGAUAUGAGCAAAUACAUAUUCUGUUGAUCUAUUAUCAAAGGGUAUGAAAAGCUUAGUACAGAACAUUUGGCUUUUAAUGUCAAAUGACAUCUUAGCA
Messenger RNA from Cannabis sativa, 964 nucleotides. RefSeq lists its product as uncharacterized. Bases 168 to 506 code for a protein of 112 amino acids. The transcript has 5 exons. Lineage: Eukaryota; Viridiplantae; Streptophyta; Magnoliopsida; Rosales; Cannabaceae. The record is from RefSeq and is a predicted model, not a curated record.